Phycodurus eques (leafy seadragon) is the source of this 1166-nucleotide messenger RNA. RefSeq names its product aldolase C, fructose-bisphosphate, a (gene aldoca). Gene Ontology annotation, cellular component: cytosol. The record is from RefSeq and is a predicted model, not a curated record. The transcript has 9 exons. Bases 45 to 1136 code for a protein of 363 amino acids. Gene Ontology annotation, molecular function: fructose-bisphosphate aldolase activity. NCBI's taxonomy places the organism in Eukaryota, Metazoa, Chordata, Actinopteri, Syngnathiformes, Syngnathidae. Gene Ontology annotation, biological process: glycolytic process; fructose 1,6-bisphosphate metabolic process.
ACCGCCGCGAGCUUCACUUCCUGUCAGCGCCGCAGUCGGUCGACAUGACGCACCAGUUCGCCGGCCUGUCCGAGGCCCAGAAGAAGGAACUCCACGAGACCGCCGCGCGCAUCGUCUCUCCGGGGAAGGGCAUCCUGGCCGCCGACGAGUCAGUGGGCAGCAUGGCCAAGCGUCUGGCCCAGGUGGGCGUGGAGAACACGGAGGAGAACCGCCGUCAGUUCCGUCAGAUCCUCUUCGGCGCCGACGAGCGCGUCAACGGCUGCAUCGGCGGCGUCAUCUUCUUCCACGAGACGCUCUACCAGCACUCGGACGGCGGGGUCAGCUUCGUCAAGAUGAUCCGGGACAGAGGCAUCCUGGUCGGCGUCAAGGUUGACAAGGGUGUCGUUCCUCUGGCGGGAACCUGCGGCGAAACCGCCACCCAGGGACUGGACGGCUUGUCAGAGCGCUGCGCCCAGUACAAAAAAGACGGCGCCUCCUUCGCCAAGUGGCGCUGCGUGAUGAAGAUCGGCGACGCCAACCCGUCCAAGCUGGCCAUCGCGGAGAACGCCAACGUCCUGGCACGCUACUCCAGCAUCUGCCAGCAGCACGGCCUGGUGCCCGUCGUCGAGCCCGAGCUCCUGCCGGACGGCGAUCACGACCUGAAGCGCUGCCAGUACGUCACGGAGAAGGUGCUGUCGGCCGUCUACCGGGCCAUGUCGGACCACCACGUGUACCUGGAGGGCACGCUGCUCAAACCCAACAUGGUCACGCCGGGCCACGGCUGCAGCAAAAAGUACAGCCCGGAGGACGUCGCCAUGGCGACCCUCACCGCCCUGCGCCGCACGGUUCCCCCGGCGGUGGCGGGCGUGGCCUUCCUCUCGGGCGGCCAGAGCGAGGAGGAGGCGUCCGCGCACCUGAACGCCGUCGUCAACUGCCCCCUGGCCAAACCCUGGACCCUCACCUUCUCCUUCGGCCGCGCCCUGCAGGCCUCGGCGCUGCGGGCCUGGCGCGGACACAAGGAGAACGAGAAGGCCGCCACCGAGCAGUUCGUCAAGAGGGCCGAGGUCAACAGUCUGGCGUGUCGAGGAAAGUACAAGGGCGCCGACAACUACGCCGAUUCUGCGCACGGCGUCUACGGAUCCCGCUACUCGUACUGAAGACGACGGCCCUGACGCCGGGACGCCGUA